AUGCUCAAAGCGCGCCCCCUUCAGCACAGGCAGUGGUGCGGCCCGGCAUUGCCCAGCAGCCUCCGCCGCCGCCGCCGUAGUUAAGGCCGCGGUGUUUGUCGCGCCGCCUCCCCCCAUUGUUGAAGCGAAAGUGGUAGAGGCCGCUAUUGCUCAGGAAAGCCGCUCGGAACCAGCCGCUGCCGUCUUGUGUUCCCCGUUCUCGCCUCGCCUUGCCUGGGCCGGUGUAUGAGUGAUUCAUAACCGCGAGCCCGCCAUGUCCACGCCCGCCCGGAGGCGCCUCAUGCGGGACUUUAAGAGGCUACAGGAGGACCCCCCGGCUGGAGUCAGCGGGGCCCCCUCGGAGAACAACAUCAUGGUGUGGAACGCGGUCAUCUUCGGGCCUGAGGGAACCCCGUUUGAAGAUGGAACUUUCAAGCUUACCAUAGAAUUCACAGAAGAAUAUCCAAACAAGCCGCCUACUGUUAGAUUUGUGUCUAAAAUGUUUCAUCCAAAUGUCUAUGCAGAUGGUAGUAUAUGUCUGGAUAUUCUUCAGAACCGUUGGAGUCCUACCUAUGAUGUAUCGUCCAUCUUAACAUCCAUACAGUCUUUACUGGAUGAGCCUAACCCAAACAGUCCAGCAAACAGCCAGGCAGCUCAACUAUACCAAGAGAAUAAGCGGGAAUACGAAAAACGGGUUUCUGCAAUAGUAGAACAGAGCUGGCGUGACUGUUGACCUUGGAUGGUGCAAAUGAACACUCUGAUGAGGAAAAUAUAUGUAUGAAGUGUCUGAGUCGUCAUCCUGCUCCUCCUAGCAUCACUGCAUUUACUUUGAGAGCAAAAUAGCUGUUGUGCUGUUGCCACCCACCCUUGCUGAAGCUUCUUUCUCCUUGGACAUCAGAAAGCACCCCCUCCCCUUUCCCCUUGAGGUCAAAAUGUACUGUACUUGGGUUACUUGUAAAAGAAUGGCUGAGGCUGAAUCCCACUCUCUGUGGUCUACCAUCUCCAGUCUUAAGGCGGCAUUGUGCAUUUCUGUAGUGUACACUAAGCUUUUAAUUGUAAUUGUGUUAUACACAGUGAUGCUUAUGUGUAGCUUGAUUUAAAAAAAAGGGAUGUUUAUAUACAAUAUACAUUUUUAACUAUGACUCAAGUGCUGAUCUGUCCAGGCUGGUCAUUUAACUGCUGGUAUCAACUUCACUGCACCUGUAAGCAUUGUGUGAAGGACUUAACUGUCUCUGCUGCUUCCCAUACUUCUUGUGGGUGGGGUUUCUGUUAAGCAGGAUUUUGGCUUUGCAAAUUAAAAUUCCGUCUCAAGCUCAUUAAAAGAAUGGAAGGGAAAGGGGGUUGCUGCCUGCUUCUGUGGGUUGUGUCUGUAUAGUGCAAUGAUGCAUUUGAGGUUAAAUGCUAUGUAUCCUUCCUGUAGGACUCCUAAAAAUAUCAAAACUGCAUAGUAGCUCUCACAACCUCCAGGUAUAGCUAUGGGCAAGGGACAGGAGCUGACAAUUACUUGGCUGAUGGUAAAAGGAUAAAGUUUAAAAAAAGCUUAAAAAUCCACUUUCCUUCUAUGAUUUUAAUCUCUACCUCUUCUGCUGGAGAAGAUAACCAGAGGCUAGAAUUUUGCUUUGCUGGAAAAAGUAAGAUCACAAGUGUCACUAGUGCAUGCCUCAUUCUUCUCUUCCCCUCAGUUCUACAAAGUUCCGCCUUUGCAAAAGCGUUUUUGUAAAGCUCCAUUUGUACAUUUUGGGUACCUUAAGCAGCAGUGUGGAAGGAGACUGAUCAGUGUAUUUGUCUGCUCUUCCAGUGUCUUCUGCAUAUACAUGGAUCUGUUGAGUACAACUUUGCACAAGUAACCCAUGUAAGAAACUGUACAUUUUUCAAUUACUUGUAAAUAAAUGUGUGACCUUAA
This is a messenger RNA of Varanus komodoensis (Komodo dragon), 1882 nucleotides long. It is a transcript of the gene UBE2A, whose product is annotated as ubiquitin conjugating enzyme E2 A. The record is from RefSeq and is a predicted model, not a curated record. The transcript has 6 exons. Gene Ontology annotation, molecular function: ubiquitin conjugating enzyme activity. Gene Ontology annotation, biological process: protein polyubiquitination; DNA repair; proteasome-mediated ubiquitin-dependent protein catabolic process. Gene Ontology annotation, cellular component: HULC complex. The coding region runs from base 254 to 712 and encodes 152 amino acids. NCBI's taxonomy places the organism in Eukaryota, Metazoa, Chordata, Lepidosauria, Squamata, Varanidae.